CAGAAGUAGGAAUCAAUACUCGCAAUACAGCAAACCUCGCCACACGAGAUCACAUCACAACAAAUCGCUCAAAAUGUUGCCGCUAUUACUGUUCCUAUUUGCUCUACCUGGUAUACGUUGCGAGCCGGAGACAGUGCGGGAUAACUUCGACUAUUUCAGUUACGGAAACAACGAAGAUAUAUUGAAAAAUCUCGAUCUACAUUUGCCUAAGGAUGAAGUAGUGCUACGGCCUCAAGAGGUGAAGGAUUGGCCGCAGCAAUCUUUGAACGUAGGACAGAUAACUGCGGUGUCUAUAAAUUCUUUGGGACAACCUGUCAUAUUCCACAGAGCCGAAAGAGUUUGGGAUGAGAACACGUUCAAUGAAUCCAACGUGUAUCAGAAUUUGGACAAGGGUCCAAUUAUCGAAGACACGAUCUUGGUCCUCGAUCCACAUACAGGCUCUGUGCUACACAGUUGGGGGGCCUAUGCCUUCUACAUGCCCCAUGGACUGACGGUCGACCACCAUGAUAACGUGUGGGUCACUGAUGUCGCUAAGCACCAGGUGUUCAAGUAUUCCCCUACGAACCAUAAGUACCCCGUGCUGACGAUCGGGGAAGCCUUCACGGCGGGUUACCCGUACAGACGUCGCGUGUUACUAUGCAUGCCGACUUCAGUCGCCAUCGCCACCACUGGCGAGAUUUUUGUAGCUGAUGGCUACUGCAACAACCAGAUCCUGAAAUUCAACGCUGCAGGGACUCUCCUACUCGCCAUUCCCUCGUACUCAGACACGCUAACCUUAAACUUGCCACACAGCAUCACGUUAUUGGAACAUCUAGAUGUCGUCUGUGUGGCUGACAGAGAGAACAUGCGAAUCGUUUGCCCAAAAGCGGGAUUGAAGAGUUAUGUGAAGUUGUUGGAGCCGGCGACUGUUAUCGAGGAUCCGACCCUGGGGCGAGUGUUCGCCGUGGCGUCUCAUGGUGAUACCAUCUAUGCAGUCAACGGGCCCACGGCGCAGAACAUCGCAGUUAGAGGUUUCACCGUCAACGCUGUCUAUGGAAAUAUCGUAGAUACAUGGGAACCUGCCACUGGUUUCACAAACCCACAUUCGCUGGCUGUAACCCGGAACGGGUCCCACCUCUACGUCACUGAAAUCGGCCCCAACAAGAUCUGGAAGUUUGAGCUCACCGACGUAUAUGACAAGAAGUAGAACGUCUCAUCAGUAGACCUACCAGUAGAACAAUUAUUCUCAGCUUUACUUAAAUUUAAAUUAAUAGUGAUGCUUCAACAUAGGAGUGCGAAUCUAAUUCGCUGUCGGUUUUUUUGGAAAGAGAACGUCUAACUCUGAUAUAUCCUAUCAGUGUUUCAAAAUGUAUCAGUAGAAAUUCGAGUUCAAAAGAUUAAUUUCUGCUAGUGUAUAGGUAGAUUGUAAAGAUAAAAAUACAUAUUAUAGAAAAUGUUUAAAGGUUCCUGACGAUUUAUCUUUUGUGACGAAGGAAUGGUUGGUAAAGGAUAUUGUCAUAAAACAAAGGUCCAAAAUAAUCACGCACAGAAUCUAAAAUUGGAUACUUACAUAGCUUAAACGCAAUCGAUAAAAUACGUAGUUUGACUAUGAUUUUUGCGCGCGCAUUUUCAUUGAAAGGCAACGAUACGUAGCGCGAAACAACUUCAGAUGAUAUAUUUUCAUACAGUAGUAGCUAGACAUCUGGUUGGGGUGGUAGCUAGUCAUAUUAAAGGGCUUUAAGGAUAAGCCACACUUGGAUAGGGUUUUGUUUGCACGGCCAGUACCCUAACAUAAGUACCUAACCUCUUUCCAUAACAGUACCUUAUAAGUCUGUAUACUUAUGUUAGUGUAGGAAGUGUUAGGCCCGUAUUAAUAAACCAAUCUCAAGUUCCGAGUGUCAACUCAAGAUUGAUCUCAA
This is a messenger RNA of Pectinophora gossypiella (pink bollworm), 1898 nucleotides long. Its product is annotated as peptidyl-alpha-hydroxyglycine alpha-amidating lyase 2-like. The transcript has 6 exons. Gene Ontology annotation, biological process: peptide metabolic process. NCBI's taxonomy places the organism in Eukaryota, Metazoa, Arthropoda, Insecta, Lepidoptera, Gelechiidae. Gene Ontology annotation, molecular function: catalytic activity; protein binding. Gene Ontology annotation, cellular component: extracellular region; membrane. The record is from RefSeq and is a predicted model, not a curated record. Bases 74 to 1186 code for a protein of 370 amino acids.